AAAAAACAAAAAAGAGAAGGACAAACAAACUCCUCGUCGAACUGUCCGGAUCGCAGCUAUCCUGCACUGCUCGAUUGACCGCUUAAUUACUCCGUACAUACCGAGUCUCUCUCCCCGUGCCCUCAGUCUAGUAUCUUAUUUCUUGUCCGCCAUGCCACCCCACCCUUCCCGCCCCUCCUCCGCCGCUUUCGCCCACUCUAGGGCCCAAGCAGCCGCCGCAUCCACAACGCCCGCAUCGACAUCGACCUCUGCCUCCAUCAUCUCCGCCUCGAGCAUGUCUGCGUCUAAGGCCCGGCAAUAUGCGCACCUCCACGCGCAGCUCGCCCAGCUCAAUGCCCACCUGGCCGAUACGGACAACCUGGUGAGGAUGACGAGUGCGCAGGCUGGAGAUAUGAGGUUCCUGGGCGGAUACGUGGGCGGGCUGUUUAUGGGAGCAGCGAAGGUGUUGGGGGAAGAAGGGAUUGAUAAGACAGGUGGGAAUGCGAAGGAAUGAUUGGCUUGUGAUGGGAUUUGGACGCGGAAGGGGUUUUCUCUUGGAGGUCUUUUUUUUUUUUUUUUUUUGGUUCGCGGGUUCUGGUACUGAAUGAUACCCGGCUCGGAGGAACAGCGUGCAGGCCCGGCAAAAGCUGUUGUCCGGUCAUAAGGGGCUUUUCGCGGAGUCGGGUAUUUUCUUGUCGUGUAACCCGCUCUCGAGGUGACAGCGGCCGACAGUCGUUAUCCCGCCCCCGGGACCCUAGUUCGGACCGACGUCGGACUUGGAAAUAUCAACCGAGACGGUAUCAUGCCUAUGCUCUGCGGAACGGUGUGGAUGGCCCGGUGUUGGGCCCGGGUCGGGCGCAUGGCAUGGCUGAAAGGGGAUCGACAUUAUUCCCCGAGUGCUGAAGCGUUGAAGCAACAUUGUCGGGCCGGAGUAAUUGAUCUGAGUUAGAAAAGUCGAUAAACUGCCUGCCCUUAUCACGGAAACUAUGAGCUAUGGCUUGGAGACAAUUGUUGCUAGAACUGAAAUCGCUCCUAAGUUUGGCCUCUCUGUCAGUCGUCCUCCUCCUCUCCGCAUACUUUUCUCUAUCUGCGUACGAUCGAUAAAUCCAUAGACACGGAGUUCUGGGGAAAUAAAUAAGCAUGCCCCAUCA
This is a messenger RNA of Coccidioides immitis RS, 1130 nucleotides long. RefSeq lists its product as uncharacterized. Lineage: Eukaryota; Fungi; Ascomycota; Eurotiomycetes; Onygenales; Onygenaceae. The coding region runs from base 152 to 493 and encodes 113 amino acids. The transcript is spliced from 2 exons. Gene Ontology annotation, cellular component: DASH complex. The record is from RefSeq and is a predicted model, not a curated record. Gene Ontology annotation, biological process: attachment of spindle microtubules to kinetochore.